GCCCCCCUCCCUCCCUCCCUCUCUCUCUCUCUCUCUCUCUUUUCCGGCGGACCCGGGAGAGGCCUGCGCCCCCGCCCGCCCGCCCUCCCACCCCCCCGCCCUCACGAGAAGCGGACCGAGGAGAGGCCUUCUUCCUUCCUUCUUCCCCAGGGACAGGGCAAUGCUGUGACGAAACCGCUGCUCCUCUCGCACUGGAUGGACGCCCACUGACCGCGUGGAGCCCCUCCUGAGCAUUGCCUGCGCACUGUCCACCCGGCGACGUCCUGCUGCGCCUCCUCUUUGCCUGGGAUGCUGUUCGUGCCUUGCGCUGCCUGGUGGGGGACGACUCCCGGCUGCUUUGGGGCGACCGAGUAACCUAAACUCGAGAGCAGUUGCGGUGCUGAGCACCACGCUGGGACAGCAUGUCGGGCCCAGUGCCAAGUCGAGCGAGAGUCUACGCAGACGUCAACACGCAGAGGCCCCGCGAGUAUUGGGACUACGAGUCACACAUUGUGGAAUGGGGCAACCAAGAUGACUACCAGCUUGUGCGGAAACUCGGCCGUGGCAAGUACAGCGAGGUCUUCGAAGCCAUCAAUAUCACCAACAACGAGAAGGUUGUGGUGAAAAUCCUCAAGCCAGUAAAAAAGAAGAAAAUCAAGCGUGAGAUUAAGAUCCUGGAGAACCUCCGAGGAGGACCCAACAUCAUUAGCCUUCUAGACAUCGUCAAGGACCCGGUGUCCCGAACACCCGCCCUGGUCUUUGAACACGUCAACAACACAGAUUUCAAGCAAUUGUACCAGACGCUCUCAGACUUCGACAUCCGAUUCUACAUGUAUGAAAUCCUGAAGGCGCUGGACUAUUGCCACAGCAUGGGGGUCAUGCACCGGGACGUCAAGCCACACAAUGUGAUGAUUGACCACGAGCACCGGAAGCUGCGCCUGAUUGACUGGGGUCUGGCGGAGUUCUACCAUCCGGGGCAGGAGUACAACGUUCGGGUGGCUUCCCGGUACUUCAAGGGCCCAGAGCUCUUGGUGGACUAUCAGAUGUACGACUACAGCCUGGACAUGUGGAGCCUGGGCUGCAUGCUGGCCAGUAUGAUCUUCCGCAAGGAGCCGUUCUUCCAUGGACACGACAACUACGACCAGCUGGUGCGGAUCGCCAAAGUGCUGGGCACGGAGGACCUCUACGACUACAUUGACAAGUACAACAUUGAACUGGACCCCCGCUUCAACGACAUCCUCGGCAGACAUUCCCGCAAGCGGUGGGAGCGCUUUGUGCACAGCGAGAACCAGCACCUGGUCAGCACGGAGGCCCUGGACUUCCUGGACAAGCUGCUGCGCUACGACCACCAGACACGACUCACGGCCCGCGAAGCCAUGGAGCACCCGUACUUCUAUCCAAUCGUGAAAGACCCGACCAGAAUGGGAUCCUCCACUGUGCUUUCGUCAGCCAACACGCCUGUCAGCUCCUCCAGCAUGUUGGCAGGGAUCGCCUCCAUGUCUGCCUCUCAGCCCCUGGGCAGCCUGGCCGCCUCCUCUCCGGUCAUCUCCUCUCCCAACGCUCUGGGCUCGCCAGUCCCGGCCGCCGCAGGGGCACAGCCUUGACCUCAGCGCCUCCAACGCCGCCGCCGCUGCCGUUGCCGGCUUCUCCGGAGCCCCGCCAAGGCCGCCUGCCGCACAGAGGCCCCUCCCUCCCUCCCUCCCUCCCACAUCUCCUUCCUUCCUUCCCUUCCUUCCUCUUGCCCCCCACUGGCCUCGCAGGAUCCCCCAACGGCCCCAAAGCCCAGGCCGGGGAGGGAGGGGAGCGUCGUCUCUGGAAUCUGAUCCUCUAUUUUCUUUUUCCGUUCUGUUUCUCUGUCCGAGAGCCAAGCCUAGGCUGCUGCUGUUGCUGCUGCUGCUCCUCCUCCUUCCUCUUCCUCCUCUUCCUCCUCUCUGUGCGGCAGGAACGAAGGCGGACUCUGGCUGCUACGGACAGAGGCUUCUCUGUUGUCUGUGUGUCGAGUUGACGUCAGCUGCAUUCUUCCCAUGAGAGGGUCGUGGUUAGUGAUGCAACUACACAUGUAGACACCGGAAAUGGAGAAUAAAAUUUAUUUUCUAUGUCCCUAACACAA
Molecule: messenger RNA, 2089 nt
Organism: Anolis carolinensis (green anole)
Lineage: Eukaryota; Metazoa; Chordata; Lepidosauria; Squamata; Anolidae
Product: casein kinase II subunit alpha
Exons: 14
Coding region: 402-1583 (393 amino acids)
Biological process (GO): regulation of cell cycle; peptidyl-threonine phosphorylation; peptidyl-serine phosphorylation
Cellular component (GO): cytosol; protein kinase CK2 complex; nucleus
Molecular function (GO): protein serine/threonine kinase activity; ATP binding
Source: RefSeq, a predicted model, not a curated record